AUGACCAAGGGAUUUCGUCUGAAUCGUUCUUCGAUCCAAAAAAAACAUAUAAGGAGUGACGGUCACAAAACCGUGAGUAUUUUGGCAUGCAGCUUCGAGACAUUUUGCGACCUGCUUCAGACAUGUCUUUCUAAACCGACUGGUCAAAUGCAGUCAUACUUGAACACAAAUUGGACUGUUUUCGAGAAAUACACUCAUUUGCAAAUCAAUUUGGUUUCCAAGAGAGACCAAACUGAAUCUCUGGUUUAUGAUGUUCUACAACUGAAUGUGCCGCACACAGGCCGCCUCACGACUGAGUUGGCACGAUAUUCAGGAUAA
Opisthorchis viverrini is the source of this 318-nucleotide messenger RNA. RefSeq lists its product as hypothetical. The transcript has 2 exons. NCBI's taxonomy places the organism in Eukaryota, Metazoa, Platyhelminthes, Trematoda, Opisthorchiida, Opisthorchiidae. The record is from RefSeq and is a predicted model, not a curated record. The coding region runs from base 1 to 318 and encodes 105 amino acids.